This is a messenger RNA of Gadus macrocephalus (Pacific cod), 3934 nucleotides long. It is a transcript of the gene prkd2, whose product is annotated as protein kinase D2. Gene Ontology annotation, biological process: protein phosphorylation. Gene Ontology annotation, molecular function: ATP binding; protein serine/threonine kinase activity. Bases 253 to 2514 code for a protein of 753 amino acids. The transcript has 18 exons. The record is from RefSeq and is a predicted model, not a curated record. Lineage: Eukaryota; Metazoa; Chordata; Actinopteri; Gadiformes; Gadidae.
CUUUCUCUUUGUCUCUUGUAGUUUCCUGAGUGCGGUUUCUACGGCAUCUACGACAAGAUCUUGUUGUUUAAACAUGACACGACGACCCACAACAUCCUGCAGCUGGUCAAGGCGGCCAGCGACAUACAGGAGGGGGAGCUGGUGGAGGUGGUACUCUCUGCCGCCGCCACCUUCGAGGACUUUCAGAUCCGACCGCACGCGCUGAACGUCCACUCGUACCGCGCGCCGGCCUUCUGCGACCACUGUGGGGAGAUGCUGUUCGGCCUGGUGAGACAGGGGCUGAAGUGUGACGGCUGCGGGCUGAACUACCACAAGCGCUGCGCCUUCAGCAUCCCCAACAACUGCAGCGGGGCCCGUAAGCGCCGUCUGUCCACCACCUCGCUGACCAGCAGCCAGUCGCUGCGGCUCAGCGCCAGCGAGUCCCUGAGCAGCGUGGCAACGGCCUCCACCACCUCCACCGCGUCCGAGGAGGCCAGCCUGGUCCGCUCACACACCCAGAUGCCUCGCACGCCCAGCGAGGCCCGCCGCUUCUACACGGGCCGGCCGGUCCACCUGGACAAGAUGCUGAUGAGCAAGGUGAAGGUCCCCCACACCUUCACCGUGCACUCGUACACGCGCCCCACCGUGUGCCAGUACUGCAAGAGGCUGCUGAGGGGGCUCUUCAGACAGGGCCUGCAGUGCAAGGAUUGUAAGUUCAACUGCCACAAGCGCUGUGCGUACAAAGUGCCCAACGACUGCCUGGGGGAGACGGCUGGAGAGAACCGAGGGAACAGUGACACGCUGAGCCCCAGCGUGGACGCGGAGGUCCCCAUGGACUACAGCAGCACCUACGACUCCUCAGACAAGCUGUCCAUGGACGACUCCGACGAGGUCUGCAGCAUCCCGGGCUCCUUCUCCCCCGAGAGCAACCCGGACGGGGUCAGCGGGGACCAGAGCGUCUACAUCCCCCUGAUGCGGGUGGUGCAGUCGGUGAGGCAGACCACCAGACGCUCCUCCACCUCCAUCAAGGAGGGCUGGAUGGUGCACUACAGCAACAAGGACACCCUGAGAAAAAGGCACUUCUGGCGUCUGGACUGUAAGUGCAUCAUCCUGUUCCAGAACAACACCUCCAACAAAUACUACAAGGAGAUCCCCCUCUCGGAGGUCCUGGAGGUCUGCCCGGCGGGGGACUUCUCCCUGGUCCCGGCCGGCACCCCCCCCCACUGCUUCGAGCUCAUCACCGGCACCUUGCGCUACUACGUGGGGGAGGACCCCAACACGCGGGCCCCCCCGCCCCCCGGCCCCGCCCAGGGGACUCCCCAUGCCCCCCCCUCCCCCAGCAACGUGGCGCCCAACAGCGGCGUGGGGCGGGAGGUGGCCCGCGCCUGGGAGGGCGUGAUUCGCCAGGCCCUCAUGCCCGUCAUCUUCCAGGAUGCGCCCCCACCCAAAAACACACCGCACAGGCAGGCGUCCGUGAGCAUCUCCGUGUCCAACAGUGUGAUCCAGGAGAACGUGGACAUCGGCAUGGUGUACCAGAUCUUCGCCGACGAGGUGCUGGGCUCCGGCCAGUUUGGAGUGGUGUACGGAGGUAAACACCGUAAAACAGGGCGGGACGUGGCGGUGAAGGUGAUUGACAAGCUGCGCUUUCCCACCAAGCAGGAGAGCCAGCUGAGGAACGAGGUGGCUAUCCUCCAGAGCCUGCGCCACCUGGGCAUCGUGAACCUGGAGAGCAUGUUCGAGACCCCCGAGAAGGUGUUUGUGGUGAUGGAGAAGCUCCACGGAGACAUGCUGGAGAUGAUCCUGUCUAGCGAGAAGGGCCGCCUGCCAGAGAGGCUCACCAAGUUCCUCAUCACACAGAUACUCGCCGCGCUGAGACAUCUUCACUUUAAGAACAUUGUUCACUGCGACCUCAAGCCCGAGAAUGUGUUGCUGGCUUCCGCUGAACCAUUUCCCCAGGUGAAGCUCUGUGACUUUGGCUUCGCCCGCAUCAUCGGGGAGAAGUCGUUCAGGCGCUCGGUGGUGGGGACCCCCGCCUACCUGGCCCCGGAGGUGCUGCUGAACCAGGGCUACAACCGCUCGCUGGACAUGUGGUCGGUGGGCGUCAUCAUGUACGUCAGCCUCAGCGGGACCUUCCCCUUCAACGAGGACGAGGACAUCAACGACCAGAUCCACAACGCCGCCUUCAUGUACCCGCCCAACCCCUGGAAGACCAUCUCCAGCGACGCGAUCGAUCUGAUCAACAACCUGCUGCAGGUGAAGAUGAGGAAACGCUACAGCGUGGACAAGAGCCUGAGCCACUCCUACCUGCAGGACUACCACACCUGGCUGGACCUGCGGGAGCUGGAGACCAAGCUGUGCGAGCGCUACAUCACCCACGAGAGCGACGACACCCGCUGGCAGCUGUUCGCCCGCGGGAACACCCUGCCCUACCCCGCCCACCUGGUGGCCGCGGCCCCCGCCGGGAUGGGCUCCGACGGCGAGGACGCAGAGGACGGCGACAUGCAGGGUCUGACCGAGAGGGUCAGCAUCCUCUGAGCGGGGGCACAGGUGCAGCUCCGGGGCGUCGAGACCCGGACCCGUUGGUGGAGCUCUGGCCGGAGGAUGGGGUGAUGGGGGGGGGGGGCAGAGAGAUUAAAGGACAGGGGACAGACGGCCCUGAGGCCGAGCGUUCCCAGGCCCCGCCAGAGGGCCCCUCCCGCCUCGCUCCUCGUCUGCAACAUGAACUCGCUGAACGCUGUCGUGGUUCCUCUGAUCACGUACGCUCCGCUCUGAGCGGGCCGGACCGACUGGAGUGGUGACGUCACCCCCCGGCCCCCAGCCCCGGCCCCCAGCCCCGGCCCCCAGCCCCUGGCACCUAGCCCCUGGCCCCCAGCCCCGGCCCCUGGCCCCCAGCCCCGGCCCCUGGCCCCCAGCCCCUGGCACCUUGCCCCUGGCCCCCAGCCCCGGCCCCCAGCCCCGGCACCCAGCCCCGGCACCCAGCCCCGGCCCCGGCCCCUGGCACCCAGCCCCGGCCCCUGGCACCCAGCCCCGUCCCCGGCCCCUGGUCCCCAGCCCCCACUGGUCCUUUAGGGGUCGCCCCUGAUCUGGGGCUCCUGAACCCAGGCAGGGCCGUUAGCCGUGAUCUGAGUCUGGUCCACUUCCUCCAGGUCCCCCAGGUCCUCCAGGUCCUCCAGGUCUAAGUCCUCCAGGUCCUCCGGGUCUAAGUCCUCCGGGUCUAAGUCCUCCAGGUCUACGUUCUCCAGGUCCUCCAGGUCCUCCAGGUCUAGGUCCUGAGAGCUUUCUCCAGGAGGGACGGUCCACCUCCAGGGAGCGGAAGGAAGAGAGAAUGAAUCCCACAUUUAAAAAACUGAAAAUGACCACAAACUAAGUGUCAUCAUGAGUCUGGCUUAAUGUUCUGUCUUCUUAACGCCCCCCCCCCCUUGGGGAGCAGAAUGUUGAUGGUUAUCAAUCACUUCCUGUAUUCCGGUAACCACCGAGGCGGCAGCAGAUGCAUCUCUGUGUCUGUUUCUGGAGUAAAGGCUUCGCGGUCGCCUCAUACGUACACACGGGGUGAAGCCACACCGCGUGAGCGUGUCAGGUGACGCAAAGCCUCUGAUGGGAGAGAUGUGCAGAUGUCUGUCUGCUCAUGGCUAACGGUCAUGGCGUCAUGCUUUGUCAGCUGAUCAUAUUUGACAUAGAUGUAAUAUUAUAUAUUACAUAGAUCCUCCAUCUCCCCAUGAAGUCCUGGUUUAUUGGAUAGAGCAGAUAGGCCCAGAGUGGCUGACCACUGUCUCCAUGUCAGGCUGAUAGUUUAUUUUAAGUCUAGAUGCUUCUACUCCUUACUUACCACAAGCAGGACCUGUUGUUGAACCCUAUAGCCGUAUCCAUGUAGUGUCAAACGUGUGUAGAGAAUGUAUGAGAUAUAUGUGGAUCCUUCUAGCAUUUGUAACUACAAUACAGGCAUUGAACCAUAUCA